CACAGGCACUAGACAACGGCACAUUAUUAUGAUUAUUGAUUUGCAAAAAAUAUUUUUUGGACCAAUUAGGUGAAGUUGCAUAAUUUCCCACGGCACACCAGACAAUGUCUCACGACACAGUGGUUGAAAAUCACAGACAUAGAGAAUCUUUGACUAGCACUUUUGCUGUAGGUCCUUUAAAACUUUGGCUCCAGUGCCAGGAAAGCCUGUGUGUGUGUGUGUGUUGAGUGUGUUGCACCGUGGAGGUGAGCUGAGAAAGCAGGGCGCGGUGCCACGGGUUGUGUGCCAUCUCCUGUGCAGUGGAUCUGAUGUCCUCCUCAACACUGAUGGAAGACAAGACUGCCAGUGUGUGCACUAUUACAUCCAUCAGAACCUGUUGCAGCAGAAGUCUGACGAGAAGGAAGGAUGUGUUCAGUUUAGAAAGUUUCCAGUCACGAAGAAGUCACCGAGUUCACAUUUUCGAAGCAGGACUUGGUGCACAAUGUCACACUCUUCACCCAGCAGAGGCGAGUGUAAAGCAUCUCCCCAUCAGGCCAAACCUCCCACCUGUGAGCCUCUUGGGAAUUACCGCCAAAAGGUGCAAGAAUCACAGAUAAAAGACGGCAGUGGCCUCUGUUUCACCCUGCAAGCCCGGACCACCUUCACUUCCAGGCCUGUCAGGAGGAGGCACAGCGUGGACGGGACCCUCACUUUGGUUUCAGGACAAGGCCCGGUCGCCGCGCCUCGCUUCCACCCGUACCUGCGACAAUGUAGCGAGGAGGCGGCGGCGAACCCGGGUUGUCUUCAGCAUGCCUCGUCUUCCUUCAGCGGCUUGCUGGAGGUGUGCGGCCCACAAACGUGCUGCCUCACACACAACUCCAGCGGCGAGGCGCCGUCACCGUGGGAACAGAACAACAGUAGACAUCAGUAUUCCUACUCAGACCUACCAGUGGCUCCUGCUGAGACUUCCCAGCGCUACCGCUCCUUCAGUGCAGCAAGUCCUCUCCAAGAGGUGGCAUCAAGAUUGUACACGGCCGAGGAGCAUUACAGCAGGCCCAUGCAUUCUCUUCACAGCCUCUCCUCUCACGCUCAUUACAGGAGCCCCGCACUGACCCUCUUCCCCAAGCCGGCUUACUCGUACAGCAUUCUCAUAUUCAUGGCCCUGAAGAACAGCAAAACAGGAAGCCUGCCAGUCAGUCAGAUCUACAGCUUCAUGACUGAAAACUUCCCCUACUUUAAGACAGCCCCUGAUGGAUGGAAGAACUCGGUGCGACACAACCUCUCCUUGAACAAGUGUUUCGAGAAGGCGGAGAUCCAAAAUGGCAACUCGUCCCGUAAAGGUUGCCUGUGGGCUCUCAAUCCCGCCAAGGUGGCAAAGAUGCAGGAGGAGCUCCACAAGUGGCGCCGCAAAGAUCCCGUCACUGUUCGCAGGAGCAUGGCGAGACCAGAGGACCUCGAUCGCCUCCUUGGAGAUCGGCCCAACAAGUGGCGAUCGGCGCCGGUUUACACCAGAACUGCAGGUGUUGAUGGCGCCUCCUUCUCAACACCCAGUCGACGUCCGCACUAUUCACAGACUUCUCCACCUUCGGAGCCGCUCCUCCACCUGCAUCAGCAGCUCACAGCUGACGUCCAAUCCAACGCAGCUUCGAGUGGGAAGCUCCCGCCCGCCUACAGCGCCGCCCCGCAGGCCGACCUCAGCGUCAGAAGCCUGCAGGACUUUUUGUUCGAGGACACCAGUUAUGAUGUGGAUGUGCUCAACCCCAGUCUGACGGACCUGCAAUUGCAAGGUAAUUUUUGGGAGGAGUUGCGAGAAGACAGCUUGACAGCAGCUCCCACAAUGCCAACCUUCCCUCCCGUCCUGCAGGCGUCCUGCGUCCAUCCCAGCUGUGUGGACGCAAUACUGCCCUACUGUUAGUAAGACACCUCCCCGUGUCCUUUUCCGAGUGGAUUUACCUUUUUAAAGUUUGUUGAAGAGCGGACAAUUUGCUGCUGUAUUCUAACGCUCCUUCAGAGAUGUACGAGGCCAAAGUGAAGUCCUCAAAUCUUUGUUCUCCCAGGUGUGAUGGAGGGACAAUAGACACCAUAACCCCAACACAGCCUUUUUGUCUUCUUUUCCUUCUCACACCAGUUUAAACAACAUCUUUUCCAGUUUUGUGAAUGCAUUUUCAAUCCCCCAAAACAAGCUCUUUUGGAGAAACGUAC
Molecule: messenger RNA, 2181 nt
Organism: Nerophis lumbriciformis (worm pipefish)
Lineage: Eukaryota; Metazoa; Chordata; Actinopteri; Syngnathiformes; Syngnathidae
Gene: foxn1
Product: forkhead box N1
Biological process (GO): regulation of transcription by RNA polymerase II
Molecular function (GO): DNA-binding transcription factor activity, RNA polymerase II-specific; transcription cis-regulatory region binding
Source: RefSeq, a predicted model, not a curated record